Messenger RNA from Laccaria bicolor S238N-H82, 1758 nucleotides. RefSeq lists its product as uncharacterized. The record is from RefSeq and is a predicted model, not a curated record. The coding region runs from base 1 to 1758 and encodes 585 amino acids. The transcript is spliced from 4 exons. Lineage: Eukaryota; Fungi; Basidiomycota; Agaricomycetes; Agaricales; Hydnangiaceae.
AUGAGGUGGGAGAAAGUAUUGAUAAGACUUACCAACACACUUGGUUUCAACGCCAGGGAGACAGAAAUCCCUGCACUGUAUAGAAUGUCUGGGACCGGAGCGAAGCCUAAAGGCCAGCCUCCACCUCAAAAAGGUAAAGUGGCGACCAUUCGACAAAAUCGAACGGCCGAACCAGAAGUACAGGAACGGGGGAAGACGAGAGCCACGGGGGCGGUGGACCUAGAUGAAGACGAACAAGAAAUAGGCGACUCAGAGAAAGGGAGGUCUUACCUCGAAGAGAAACUGCUCCUUGUCCUGUCGGGCGCUCUGCUCACUUUGGGCACACUCGCUACGACACUGCACCAGAUUGCGGCUUUGCCGGGAGUCACCCUCCCUGUAAUCAACGCAGUCCGCGCGGUUGCUUUCUUGCUGAAGGAAGUCGAGCUAGGGGCAGUAGCAGAAGAUAUCAGGGACAUCGCCAAUGCACAGUUCAACGAGAUGACCACAGAUUUGAGGGAGUUCACGGAGGGGCUCAGGGUGAAGGUUAUGGAAGAGCUGGAGAAGAAGACAGAAGUGUUGAAAGAGAAAACAGUGGAACUGGCCGAGGUGGUCGAAAAGGCGGUACAACAGGCGGGGAACGCAGCCAGCUCCCCGUACAGGGACGCGCUGCACAGGGGACUCUCUGGGGCGCUGAUGGAUGCUAACCCCCGUCUAGCUGCGAAGGAAAAUAUCAGACAACGUCAAUCGCUGGUCGACAUACCACAAGGAUCCAGCCUCAAAGACUGUGCUAACCUAGUCCUGGUGGGCAAGUUUACGGAGGCGAUGGGUAAGGCGACAGCGCAGAAACACAAGAUUAGAACGGCACUGAGGCUCCAAAACGGCGGGAUCUUGGUCGAAAUGGCUACGGACGAAGGCGCAGCAUGGUUAGCUUCCAAGGACAAUGCAGCGGCCUUCCUGCGGGAACUGGGAGAAACUGAGGCCUCCUUCAAGAAGAGAUCGUACAACGUUGUCGCCUACUAUGUGCCACUAACCCUUGACCCCGGCAGCGAGAAGGAUAGAAGAGAGAUAGAGGAAUCAAACAACAUACCUGAAGGCGGUCUGACGAAGAUGAGGUGGAUCAAGCCCCCAGCACGACGAAGGACAGACCAACGCUUUGCUCAUGUCAUCGCCACCUUUUCGGACGCGGAUGCGGCCAACCGGGCAAUAAGUAUCAGUGGCGAAGAGCAGGAAGGAACCGAUUCGCUGUCUCAAGUGUCAAGGCUGGGACCACAUCGCGUCGGAGUGCAACAUCAAGGACAAAGAGGUAAACGUAUGCGGUACAUGCGGGGGAAGGGAUCACUGGACCAGACAAGCGACCAUACCAGCUGGGACCGCGAGUGCCCUACUUUCCGCAGGAAGAUCGAAGACCUCAAUGCCAGGGAUCCAGCAAACGACUUACCUUUCUUCCCAGCGAAGGAAUCAUGGACGUGGUCGCCGUCUUAUCCAACGCAAGGACGUCGAGUUCCCCCGGCAGAGAUCCAGGUCAAUCCGAUUCAGCCAGCUACACAGAGGAACAGGUAUCGGCAAACACAGAUCAACUUCGAGUACGCGGCUCCAGGUGGAAGACCGUACACCAAGGAGUCACGGUCGAGCCAGCGCUCGACCCCUGCCGUAGCUAAGUCCCCCCCUCCUCCUUUCCCCAAUCCAGAGUCAACAGAGUCUCCAAUAGCAGCCCCCAUGUCGAGUAACGGCUUAACGCCCCCUGAUAGCACCCAAUCUCUAACCGUGCCCAAUGUCUGA